ACAUCUGUUAUUCGCUCAGGACACUCCAGACUGCUCAAAGAUAAACACCACCAUGAAACCACUACUAAUACUUGGGUUUUUUGUUAUUGCAUUGUUCUACAUUGUUCAUGCUAAAAUACCAGAUUUCUGUUCCCUACCAAUUGAUGAGGGGAAAACUCCACCCUCUGGAUCAGACUUUGUGAUCAUGAUCUAUUACGACGCCACUAGAGAUCUGUGCUACCCCUUCAAGUACCUGGGGGAGGGGGGAAACGCCAAUCGCUUCACUCUGGAGAAGUUCUGCAUGAGGAACUGUUCUGCCAGGGCAGAGCAGGUCUACCCCAUGGAUGUGUCUCAAGCCUGCCACCUGAAGAAGGAUAUAGGUAAAUGCUAUGGUACCUCCUUGCGUUUCUACUACGACUCGAUCAAUCAGAAAUGUAAGAAGUUCCUCUGGACUGGCUGUGCUGGGAAUGGCAACAGGUUCAUUGACCAGGAGACCUGCAACGCCACCUGCUCUGGAAUUCAUGAUUCUGGUAUUGAGGAGGAAGAAUAUGAACCUGACACCCCCAUUGCCCUGAUUCUGGGAGUGGUUUUAGGCAUCAUUGGAUUAAUUCUCCUCACAGUCGUGAUUGUCCUGUUCAUUAAGAACAAGAACGCAAAGAAAAAUCACAAAAGCACACAACAUGUUGCCCAGGAAUUGCCACUGAAAGACACGCCUGCCCAGGAGCUGGCCUAGAGGAGACUACCAUACAAGGAAACGCCAAAGAAAUUAGAAAGCAUGACGGGCAGCCGUAUUGACUGAACCCAUGCUAUUCAUUAUAUUUUUAGGGUAACCACCAGGCCAUUUCUUCAUCCUCUUGGGGUUGGAUAAAAACACAUGUUAUUUUUAUGCUUUUAGAGGUUAAUGAAGUAAAGACAAUGGGAAACAUAGAAGAGAGUGCUGAAAUAGAGGUUCUAGAACACCCU
Messenger RNA from Esox lucius (northern pike), 942 nucleotides. Its product is annotated as kunitz-type U19-barytoxin-Tl1a. The record is from RefSeq and is a predicted model, not a curated record. Bases 53 to 712 code for a protein of 219 amino acids. NCBI's taxonomy places the organism in Eukaryota, Metazoa, Chordata, Actinopteri, Esociformes, Esocidae. Gene Ontology annotation, molecular function: serine-type endopeptidase inhibitor activity. The transcript has 6 exons.